Molecule: messenger RNA, 1626 nt
Organism: Entamoeba nuttalli P19
Lineage: Eukaryota; Evosea; Mastigamoebida; Endamoebidae
Product: cell division control protein CDC24, putative
Exons: 1
Coding region: 1-1626 (541 amino acids)
Biological process (GO): intracellular signal transduction
Cellular component (GO): cytoplasm
Molecular function (GO): guanyl-nucleotide exchange factor activity
Source: RefSeq, a predicted model, not a curated record
AUGUUCAUCACAUUAGUGAAUGUAUUUGAAGGUACUAUUGCUAAGGCACAAGCUUAUUUCAGAAGAUUUUCUGCAAAAAAUGAAAUGAAUUCAUUAAAAAAAAAGAAUGCAUUUAGAAUUAAAGUUACACAAGAAAUGGUUAAAACAGAAGAUGAUUAUGUCCAUUAUCUUAAAGAGGGUAUUGAUAAAUAUAGACCAAUUAUUCAAAGUUUUGUUGAGAAUGGUGCAUUAAAGAAGGAUAGUGUUCAAAUAAUUUUUAAUAAUAUGGAAGAAAUUUAUCAAUUUAACUCUAAGUUUUUAAAUGACUUGAAGAAAGCUACUGAAGAUAUGAAACCAAAUAAACCAUGGAUUAAUGUUUAUAAAGAACUUGAAGGUGCACUUAGUGUUUAUACUCCUUAUCUUGUUAAUUAUUCUGAGUCUAUAGAACGAGUAGAACAAAUUUUAUGUAUUGAAUGUGUCAGAGAUGCACUAAUGAAAGAAAAAGGGAAUGAUAAGGAUAUGUCAUCAUAUUUAAUUAUGCCAAUUCAAAGACUUCCAAGGUAUGUUUUAUUAUUAAAUGAAUUAAAAAAACAUACAUGGAAUGAUCAUCCAGAUGCAAAUAAUCUUGUUGAAAUGGUUAAUCUUAUUAAAAAAGUAACUACUACAAUAGAUGAAACUAAAACCAAAGCAGACAGUGAAAGAAUUAAACCAAAAUUAUUUGAUAAAUUUAAACCAGGAAAAUUUGGAGAUAUAACAAAUGAAGAGAUAUUAUAUAUAACUGAUUUUAAAUUAAAAGGAUGUCCAGUAUCAGCUGUUCUAACACAAAAUUUACUUGCAAUAGCAAAUAAAGAAAAUUUAAUUAGAUUUGUCUUUCCAAUAUCAAGAAUUACUCUUCUUCCUUGUAACUCAAAAAAAGAUUCAAUUAAAAUUAGAGUAAGGACUAAAAGUAAAAUAAAAUUACAAGGAACUGAACUUGUUCCUGAUGGUGGAUUAAUUAGAAUGGUUAAUGACCUCAAAAAGUUACAAUCUGCUUCAGUUCCUAACUUCCCAUUAACGGAAAGUUGUGUAGUUCAUAGGACAAUAGAAUUACAUUCUGGUGAUAUCGAUAGAAGUAUUGACCCAGAAGAAGAAUUAAUGAAAAGAAGAAAAGAUAAAGGAGGAAGGAUGUCUAUUUAUUCAAAAAGACCUAUUGCAUUAACUAAUGAUCAGUUACCAUUUAAUUCUUCUUUAUUAAAAGUUCCUAUGGAAAAAAAGAAUAGAUGUUCUGAAAUUCCAACUGAUAAUAUUAAAAGUAUUGAAGAAUAUAAAAAUGAUAGACAAUCAGAAUGUUCAAGAAAGGGUUCUGUAAGUGGAACUGAUAGUCCUUCUUCAAUUAAACCUAAAUUAACUAUUUCUGUUAAUACUAGUAAAGGAGAUGCUUCAAAAAGAGAUCGUAGAUCUUCAUGUGCUGAAAUUACAUUAAAAGUAUCAAAACAUGGUGGAAAUAAUGAUUUAACAAAGAAUAUGUUAAGAGAAAAAAAUGUUCAAUUAGUAGAUGGUAAAAGAACGCUUAAUUCACUUGGGCUAGAGGUUUAUUCUUUUAGAGAAUUAGAAAAUAAACCAGAUGGGAUUGCCAAAGAUGACUUAGUAGUUUGUUGUUAUUUUUAA